AUGGCGGAAAGUAUUUCCACUCCGACGAAGAUUUCUGCAAGAAAUCCAGUUUGCAGGCUAUGUGGUGGUUCCUAUGAGAGUCGCUAUAUGCUACGGAUAUUCAGCAAGGCCGGUUCAACUAAAGAUUUGUGUUCGAAGGUUAACAAAACGUGUGGGAUCAAAAUUUCUGAGGACGAUACGAGGUCAGCUAGGUCAACAGUGGUGUGUAGGACUUGCGUUGCGUUCGUUGAGAAAAUGGAUCAGUUCAUUCAAAGGGCCCAAUCUCUAGACAAUACGCCGUCUGAUCUAGUAAACACAGAAUAUUCUGUAAAGCGAUGCGUUCAACUUUCGCCGUCUUCGCAUCAGCCUUCGAAGCGUUUAUCGAAGGAUAUGCCACCCGAAAGCUCCAAUGUGGAUCAGCCGUCGAAGCGAAUCACAUCAGGUAGAUCUGCAAAACAGCUUUCCUUCUCAUCUCCGCCAGCCACGACGGCAGAUAAUUCCACAUGUACAACCACUUCUGCGAAGCAUCCCAAACGAAGUACAUCAAAUUCUGCAGAGGAGCUGUCUUUGUCAACUCCGCAAGAUGCUACUUUUCUGAUACCCAGAUCAACAGGAGAUGAGCUUGCUUUUAAGAGUACGUUUGCGGAUCAGCCGUUGGCACAAACCACAUCAAGUUCUGCAGAGCAGCCAGCUUUCCCGACUCGGCCAGCUACAACUGCAGUUUUAAUGCCAAAAUCAACAGGAUCUAGUAAUUGUACAUUUGAAGCUCAACCGUUGUCGGAUGAGAGACAGCAG
Molecule: messenger RNA, 774 nt
Organism: Porites evermanni
Lineage: Eukaryota; Metazoa; Cnidaria; Anthozoa; Scleractinia; Poritidae
Source: the annotation of a GenBank genome assembly